Messenger RNA from Colletotrichum truncatum, 984 nucleotides. RefSeq lists its product as uncharacterized. NCBI's taxonomy places the organism in Eukaryota, Fungi, Ascomycota, Sordariomycetes, Glomerellales, Glomerellaceae. The record is from RefSeq and is a predicted model, not a curated record.
AUGGCGAACCUCUUCCCGACUUACAGGAGGCCAUCUUCUGGACAUGCACACAACGGUCAGCCAUUCCCCGUUAUGAAGCUGCCGGUAGAGAUCCGAUUGAUGAUUUGGGAUUACGCCCUGCCGGAUUCGCGCGUGUACGAAGUCAUGGACGCCCCCAAUGCUAGCCAGAAGACGCCUGCCGCAUCAGGGCUGAUGUUUGCCAAUGUUCGAGAUGAACCGCCACCAGCCUUGGGUGCAGUGUGUCACGAGACGAGAGUUUUUGUGCUACAGCGUUACAGACCUCUCACUCUUUCGCUCACCACCAAAUAUGUCGAUUUAUCGCGAGAUAUUCUUCUCCUUGAGCCGUACUUGCUGGUCAAGCGCUUGCUCCGGACACUCCAUUUCUUCAGUCAGAUCCCUCUUGUCCGAGACAGUCUCAGCCGUCUUGCAUUCGGAACGUCAUACGGAUUAUAUACGGGUAUUUGCCACCCUGUUCUCAGCUGGAAAGUCUCCAAGUCAAAUACGGCGACACUGCUAGCACGUUUAGCCAAAUUUCGGAAAUUGACGAAGCUCAUCUUUGUCGUGCAUCAAGAGUUUCAAUUCGACUUUGAUGUUCACUAUCCAUACGCAGCACCUCAGUCAAGUAGCCUAGCGGCACUGCGGCCCCAAUUGGUUCACCAAGGUUACCGCUUCAAGUUUGACAUUGAAUCCCACCUCAAUUACACACAGCCCCGACGCCCGCACUCCAAUGAGUUCCUCAGAUACCCGCUGGCCAUAGACGAGGACAAAGACGACUGUUUCGAUAAAGAUGACUUGGAGAAUGAAGCAGAUCUUUUUGAGUCAUGGCCGACGAAUGAUGACUGGCGGCGUUUUCGACGGAGGUUCCAGAGAGCUAUUCACCUUGCCGUGGAGAAGGGACCCGCUGAAAGCCCUCGGCCGAGGUUGAUUCCUACGCUGGAGGGCGUAAGUCUACUCUGGAGAUACACCAAGGGGCAACGUCAUUGA